AUGGGUGACGACGGCUCCUCCGCAAAGGGCAGCAAUGAAGCCGCUGACCCUCUUUUUCUCAACCACUCAGACCACCCUGUGUUGGUCCUCGUUUCAAAGAAACUCAAUGGCGACAACUACAACACUUGGUCUCGCUCGAUGAAGAUUUCUCUUAGUGCUAAAAAUAAAAUUGGGUUCAUAGAUGGAUCCAUCAAGAAACCUAAGGCGGACAAGCACCCUCUCGAUUCUGCGGCAUGGCAGCGAUGCAACGACAUGGUGGUGUCGUGGCUCUUAACUUCUCUGGAACCAGAUGUGGCUGACAGCGUCAUUUAUUUAUCCACCGCUCACGACAUUUGGGAUGACCUUCGCGAGCGUUUUUCUCAAAACAAUGUCCCUCGUCUCUUUCAAAUCAACCGUGAGAUUGCUUCUCUCACUCAAGGACAGCUUUCCAUUGCUGCAUAUUACACCAAAUUGAAGGGGUUUUGGGACGAGUUGGCAUCCUUCAACGAGGCCACAUCUUGCACAUGCGGCGCACAGAACGAAACCAAUAGACUUAUGCAGUUUCUCAUGGGAUUACCCGAAUCCUACAGUGCCAUCCGUGGCCAGAUUUUGUUGAUGAAACCUCUCCCGUCGGCUCGACAAGCAUAUUCAUUCAUCUCACAGGAAGAGAAACAUCGGGAACUUGGCUCCACACGUACUCCAGAUUCGCAGACUGCAGCCAUGGCCGUUCGUCAUGAUUCUCGCUCUCGUCCAAGAGGAGAUCGACCUCCACUCCACUGCACCUAUUGCAACUAUGAUCACCAUACCCGAGAUACCUGUUACCAACUUCAUGGAUACCCACCCGGUCACCCCCGCUAUGGCCAGAAGCCUGUUCCACGCCGCAACCACAACAACAACAGCAGCAGCAGUCGGCACAACACCAACAGCACCAGCGGCAAUAGCCACCGUUCUCAUGCCUCAUCUGCUGCCCACCAAGUCACCGCCCAUGCUCCAACUCUCCAAGAUAUUCAGUCCGCCAUGCCCCACUUAUCCGACAGCCAAUAUCAACAAAUCAUGUCCGUGAUGGCUGAUACAUCCAGUUCCUCUCCUUCCAACCCGCAAGCACAUGCUGCUUCUGCUAGUUCCUUUUCUCAAGGUUUGUCACCCAUCGCUUCCUCUCAUGGUCCAUGGAUCAUUGACAGCGGCGCGACAGAUCACAUCACAUGUUCUUCUCAUUUAUUGACGAAUAGCACCCCCACCACUCAUUCACCUCCUGUUUCCUUGCCUAGUGGAGACAAGGCUUCGAUCACUUUGACAGGAACAAUUUCAUUAAAUUCUCAUACACAAUUGAAAGAUGUUUUAUGUGUGCCUAGUUUUAAUAUUAAUCUUUUAUCCGUUGGUAAAAUUACAGAUGGGUUACGUUGUUCCGUAACUUUUUUUCCUUCUUGGGUUCUUUUGCAGGACUUGGUUUCGAAGACGACGAUUGGUGUGGGUAAGCGACGAGGAGAUCUUUACUACCUCGUGGCGCUCGCCUCCACCACCUCCGAUGACCGUCCAUCUUCCUGUAACCUUCUCACCACCUCCACCAACCUUUGGCACCGCCGGCUAGGACAUCUUUCCCCAGCCCGUUUGCAAUUCUUAGCUAGUACCUCUUUAAAUUGCUCUUUUGAUUCGCGUCAUGUUUGUGAUAUUUGUCCGUUGGCAAAACAAACUCACCAACCUUUUGGCCUUAGUUCUAUUUCAACUUCUAGACCUUUCUCUCUUUUACAUUGUGACAUUUGGGGUCCUAAUAAACAUCCCUCUCUUACUUGGGCUUAUUAUUUUUUAUCCAUAGUUGAUGAUUUUUCUCGUUUUACUUGGGUUUUUCUUAUGAAACAUAAACAUGAAACACAAGCCCUCCUCAAAACCUUUUUUGCCUAUGUUGACACACAAUUUCAUCUCAAAGUUCAACAAAUCCGUGUUGACAAUGGGGGAGAAUUCUUCUCCAUGCGCAAUUUCUUUUCUGACCAUGGGAUAAUUUAUCAACACUCUUGCGUUUACACACCCCAACAAAAUGGAGUUGUUGAACGCAAACACCGCCAUCUCCUUGAAACUGCACGAGCCCUUCGUUUUCAAUCUAAUUUGCCCAUAAAAUUUUGGGGGGAGUGUGUUCUUACUGCCGCUUACCUUAUCAAUCGCUUCCCUACAUCUCUCCUCCACAACAAAACCCCUUUUGACAUUCUCUACCACAAAGCACCCUCUUACAACCAUAUGAGAGUUUUUGGUUGCCUUGCCUAUGCCACCUCUGUUCACCCAAGCUCCAAAUUCGCUCCUCGAGCCCACAAAUCUGUUUUCAUUGGCUAUCCAAUUGGCCAGAAAGCUUACAAACUUUAUGACCUUGAAACCCAUAAAACUUUCACUAGCCGCGAUGUUCUCUUCAUGGAAGAUACGUUCCCUUUCUCCAGCCCCGACCCAUCCACACCACCACAUACCACCGGACCCUCCCUUCCUUUAUUGCCCUUUACUGACCCGGACCCAUUCCCUUUGACCUCCGGCCCUUCUCCUCCUUCUCCGUCCACCACCGGCCCUGCCCCAGGCCCAGACCUCCUCCCUCCACCCACGGACCCCACUCCUUCCACCACCAGUCCUACCCCAGACUCAGACCUCCCUCUUCCCACGGAUCCCACUCCUUCCGCCAGCGUCCCGGUCACCCAGCCCGCCCCUGACACGCCUCGGCCCACCCGUAUCUCCUCCCGUCCCAAGCAACCCUCCACACGCCUCAAGGACUUCGUUUGCUCGCAGGUGAUUCUGCCCCCACAUCAAUCCUCUUCUUCGUCGACCGGUCCUUCACCAGGUACUCGUUUUCCCCUCUGUAAUUUUAUUUCUUACCAUCGGUACUCGCCCAGACAUCUUUCUUUUGUUAACUCCAUCAGUUGCAGUGUAGAACCUUCCUCUUUUGCAGAGGCCAACAGCGAUCCUCGCUGGCGUGAGGCUAUGGACUCCGAACUUGCUGCUCUUGCUGACAAUCACACUUGGACCCUUACUCCUUUGCCUCCUGGCAAAUUCCCCAUUGCCUGCAAGUGGGUGUACAAGAUUAAACACCGUGCUGAUGGUUCUGUUGAGCGCUACAAAGCCCGCCUUGUUGCCAAAGGUUUUACUCAAACCGAGGGCCUGGAUUAUCAUGAAACCUUUUCUCCCACUGCCAAGAUGAUCACUGUUCGUUGUCUUUUGGCUAUCGCCGCUAGUCAGCACUGGGUUAUCCAACAACUCGAUGUUCAUAAUGCCUUUCUCCAUGGUGAUUUACAUGAGGAGAUCUACAUGUCCCCUCCUCCUGGUCUUCGGCGACAGGGGGAGAACCUUGUGUGUCGCCUCCACAAAUCUCUCUAUGGACUUAAACAAGCUUCUCGACAAUGGUUUGCCAAGUUUACUGAAGCCAUCCUUGCUGCUGGUUUUAUCCAAUCAAAGGCCGAUUAUUCUCUCUUCACCCGCAAAGUUGGCAAGUCUUUUACAACAUUAUUAAUUUAUGUUGAUGAUAUUCUGAUUACAGGAAAUGAUAUUGAUGCCAUUAAUUCUCUCAAGAGUUUUCUACACACUCGUUUCCGUAUCAAAGACUUAGGUGAUUUGAAAUAUUUUUUGGGUAUUGAAGUCUCCCGAUCCAAGAAAGGCAUUUAUGUUUCACAAAGAAAAUAUGCACUUGAGAUACUCAAAGAUUAUGGGUUCUUAGGUGCUCGACCAGUUGACUUUCCAAUGGAGGAAGCCAAACUUUCUGACAAAGGCGAAUUACUCAAAGAUCCCGAAAAAUACAGACGAUUGGUGGGACGACUGCUCUAUCUAACUAUUACCCGACCAGACAUCACCUAUUCGGUACAUGUCCUAAGUCGCUUCAUGCACCAGCUACGAUUACCUCACAUGGAUGCUGCUCUUCGAGUUGUUCGAUAUCUCAAGUCCACUCCAGGUCAAGGUUUGCUUUUUCAGUCUGAUAACAAGUUAGAUUUAAUUGCUUAUUGUGAUUCGGAUUGGGCUGGUUGCCUCAUAACCCGUCGUUCAACUACUGGAUAUUGUGUAUUCUUGGGUAAUUCAUUGAUUUCCUGGCGAACUAAGAGACAAAGGACGGUUUCACUGUCCUCUGCAGAAGCCGAAUAUAGGGCCAUGGCAAGCACCUGUUGUGAGGUUACUUGGUUACGUUUUCUGUUGCAAGAUUUGCACUUGCCAUCUUCAGAAGCAUCUCAUAUGUAUUGUGAUAAUCAGGCGGCAUUACAUAUAGCAGCAAAUCCAGUUUUCCAUGAGAGAACACGACAUAUUGAGAUGGAUUGUCAUUUUAUUCGUGACAAAAUAAUUGAUGGUACUGUUUCUACAUGGCAUGUGAAUUCUUCACAGCAACUAGCUGACACAUUUACGAAACCUUUGGGCAAGGAGAAGUUUUCAGCUAUGUUGCGCAAGUUGGGCGUUCUUGACAUCCACUCUCCAACUUGA
Messenger RNA from Prunus armeniaca (apricot), 4410 nucleotides. NCBI's taxonomy places the organism in Eukaryota, Viridiplantae, Streptophyta, Magnoliopsida, Rosales, Rosaceae. The record is from the annotation of a GenBank genome assembly.